AUGACCGGAAUAUCCAACGCAGAUGAACACUCUACCCGGGCCAACAAGUCCCAGAACGAAGAGGCACUCGCAAUGGAAUCACUCAAAAGCCUCGACGAGUUCGAAUCGCUCGCCAUAAAACAAAAAAGCAAAAAAGCUUGGUCCUUCAACUACGCGGCUGCCGGAGACCUUAUCUCCAAAAGCCUGGACCGAGAGGUCUACCGCUCAAUCCUCCUCCGGCCACGCGUCCUCGUCAACGUCAAAGAAUGCGACAUGUCGACGACAAUCAUCGGCCAGAGAGUCGGGCUGCCUAUUUUCGUAUCGCCCAUGGCAAUGGCCCGAUUAGCGCACCCGACAGGCGAAGCUGGCAUUUCAGCCGCGUGUGGAGGGUUCGGUGUCAUGCAUAUAAUCUCGAAUAAUGCGUCGAUGACUCCCGAGGAGAUUGUCGCGGGAGCCGCGCCUGAGCAGAUCUUUGGGUUCCAGCUUUAUGUCCAGACGGAUCGCACUGAGAGCGAGGCUGUCCUGAUGAGGAUCAAUAAGUUGUCCGCGAUUAAGUGCAUUGUCCUCACCGUCGACGAGCCCGUCCAAGGAAAGCAUGAGCUCGGACCGAGAGGGUUCGAACCAUACGACGAUGCGCAGACCGAGGUUCCAACUCAACGAGAAGAGCCAUCUCAACCAGGCACAGAUGUUAAAGUGGCCAUCCCAUCGGUCUCCGGGCCGGCUUCUGAUGCCGAAUGGGAGAUUACGCUACAAUGGCUCGCGAAACACACUUCGCUACCGAUUAUCAUAAAAGGCAUUCAGACCUACGAGGAUGCUGAAGCCGCUGCUACAUAUGCUCACGUAAAAGGCAUUAUCUUGUCGAACCACGGGGGCGUGUCCUUGACACUGCGCCGCCGGCUAUUCACACCUUACUCGAAAUCCAAGCUGGAUAUUAUGGUCGAUGGGGGUAUUCGACGCGGGACAGAUGUUGUGAAAGCGCUAUGCCUAGGUGCGAGGGCAGUGGGUGUUGGGCGACCAGCGUUCUGGGGUCUUGGUGCCGGUGGUAUCGCUGGGGUUGAGAGGAUGCUCCAGCCACAGGAAACGAGAACUUGCAUGAGCUUGUUAGGUGUGCGGAGAGUCGCAGAUCUGGGAAUACGCCAUGUUAAUACGAGAAUUGUAGAGCAACAUAUUUAUAACACGGAUUCGAUUUGA
This is a messenger RNA of Penicillium verrucosum, 1170 nucleotides long. RefSeq lists its product as uncharacterized. The transcript is spliced from 4 exons. The coding region runs from base 1 to 1170 and encodes 389 amino acids. Gene Ontology annotation, molecular function: oxidoreductase activity; FMN binding. Lineage: Eukaryota; Fungi; Ascomycota; Eurotiomycetes; Eurotiales; Aspergillaceae. The record is from RefSeq and is a predicted model, not a curated record.